Molecule: messenger RNA, 944 nt
Organism: Nicrophorus vespilloides
Lineage: Eukaryota; Metazoa; Arthropoda; Insecta; Coleoptera; Silphidae
Exons: 3
Coding region: 69-866 (265 amino acids)
Biological process (GO): protein insertion into mitochondrial inner membrane from matrix; inner mitochondrial membrane organization
Cellular component (GO): mitochondrial inner membrane
Molecular function (GO): ribosome binding
Source: RefSeq, a predicted model, not a curated record
ACAAAUCUUAUUUUUUUUUGACAAUCCAAUGUACAUAGUGGUAACUUCUUUUUAAUGUUUAGGAAGACAUGAAUUUGAAUCUGAUUUUGAGAUGCGUUCGCGGAUCGGCGAGACCCGGCUUUAGAAUCAACGGUGCCGCGAGUCUUAGCACUUUUUGUAGAUGCCCUUCUUUGUAUCAAAAUGGAACCGCUCUAACCUCAAAACGUUCGGUUCAAAUAGGUGCAGUUAGGCUAUGCAGUGGUGAAAGCAAUGAUAAUAAGAAUGAUGUGUCUACCAAGGCGAAGCUGCCGCCCUUGAUGAACUUCCCUGAGGUGGUGUGGCCUUCUCUCAUCAAGUCCCUGCGGAACUUCAUUCUGGCCCAUUUCAUCAUUAAGCCGUACUUUGAUAAAGACUUCAACUUGCCUGACUUUGUUUCUGGUGCCAAACAAGCUGUGGAAGUGGUUUCUAAUCAACUGUCUAAUGGAGAUGUAAAAACAUUGAAUGGUUUAGUCGAUGGUGACAUUAUACCUAAACUGCAAGCAUCACUCUCAUUGAUGUCUCUGACCCAACGUGAACAAAUAGCUAUUAAUAAAGAAGACAUAUACUUCUCUUUCCCUUAUCAGGUGGGUGUAAUUUUUAACGAGGAAGAAGGUAAACCCCAGAAGCGCUACGUAGAAGUAACAAUGGUGUAUCACACUUUGCGCGGCCUGGCCCAGAUGCGUGAGAGAGGUGAAGAACCACCGAUCAACAUGGGAAUGAUUCCUGAAUACCAGCAGAAGAUUUCGAUAUGUAAUUAUAGAUUUGUUAGAGAAUAUACCAAAGGAGUGGACAGUGAUUGGACGGUGAACUUGUUGAACCACUUCAGGCCGGUCGAGCAGUUGAACUGAUAUUUGUAUAUUUUUAUGCCGAUGAAAAUAGAAAUAAGAUUUAAUGAUUUACUUGUAUUUUUUUCCUUCUCUUAAUGU